Messenger RNA from Lutzomyia longipalpis, 5920 nucleotides. RefSeq names its product sushi, von Willebrand factor type A, EGF and pentraxin domain-containing protein 1. The transcript is spliced from 14 exons. Gene Ontology annotation, molecular function: calcium ion binding. NCBI's taxonomy places the organism in Eukaryota, Metazoa, Arthropoda, Insecta, Diptera, Psychodidae. The coding region runs from base 477 to 2882 and encodes 801 amino acids. The record is from RefSeq and is a predicted model, not a curated record.
ACAGUUUUCCAUCAUCCUCCAAACUGUUCGGACGUAGCUUUUCCUCCAAAAGUUUUCCGAGAAGUGUUUUCUUUUGGUGUCAAAGCGCGCGUUUUUUGGCGGUGAAUUCUCAUUCAUUGUGUGUAAGGGGAGAAAAUGUUGUUUGCUUGUGAAAUGGGAAAAUUAGAAAGUGCGGUUUCCUUUUGAGAAUACCUCUUUGGUGUUUUCCCUCUGGAGAAGCCACAAAGAGAGAGAGUGUGGCAAAAGGAGCAAAAGCAACAAGUUCGUUGUGCGUUACAUAUUUUUGUGUGGGGAAAAAGAAAAGUCGGUUGGAGAGUUUAGACGAGAGGGAGAGAGAGGGUGGGUGGAAAAACACAACAAAGAGGCAAAUUGCUUAAUUGGCUUUUUGGAGGGAAAAUUGUGUGUGAGCGCACUUGAACACAGUGAGGGGGUGAUCACCCUGUGCUGGAGGAAAAUCCCUCGCGGGGGUAGCCAAUAUGAAUGGGAUUACGUUGAUUGUUGUCAUCAAUUUGGUGCUCCUUCCGCCUUCCGAAUUCGUGGAAAUUGGAGAGCAUCAGUUGGAUGAGCUUCAAGCGCUGGAGAAUAGUGAUGAUUUUCUCAGUGUCAUCACACGUCAGGAUUCCGAUGAUGAGCUACUCAACUUCCCAAUGAAUCCCGCCAGAAAACCCACAUUUAGCUCAACGAAAGCCGCCAGGAGAGCGAGAAAAAAGCCCGCACGACCGGCGGAGGAUGUCGGAAGUGUGAGCAUGGGGGAGGUUGUGGGGCCAAAGAGGCGGCACAAGGCAAAGAGACGCCGCAAAGGGGAUGUUGGGAAGAAUCCGGAAAGGGAGAAGGAGAUGCAGAGGUUGCAGGAAGAGGCACAUCUUAUGGAGGUGGCGGAAAAAGAGCGUCUGCUUGAGGUACGGCAGAGACGUCGCGAGGAGAAGAUGCGAAUGCGGGAAGAGCGAAAAGCUCUUCGGGCGGAAAAGCUGCGGCAGAAAAUGCUCCAAGCAACAGACAUCGACGCCGGGCAGUGGCUCCGUGGAGAUUUAUCGUGCAUGCGGAGGACCUUCGUGCCAGCACCGAGGGUGGAAAAUGCCGAUGUGAAGUAUAUAAAAAAUGACGCUCUUGGCGCUGAAAAUGCCUACCUGGAGGCACAAUACCACUGCAGGGAUGGCUUUGAAAUGCACCUGGAAGCAAAUGCAUCCACGCGAAUUUUCUGCCGUCACAGAUCGUGGGUGGGACAACGACCUAAAUGCCUACGCAUUGAGACCACAGUGCUAGUGAAGCGUAUUGAGAAGACGUGCGACCAAAAGGAAUGUGAUCAGUUGUGCUUUGUGGAGGACAAUGGCAAUGAGACGUGCUCCUGCUUCCGCGGCUUCCGAAUGAUCGACGGGGUGUGCCUGGACGUGAAUGAGUGCACCGAGAGUGAGUCACCAUGUGAAUUCGAGUGCCACAACACGGCAGGUUCAUUUCGAUGCAAAUGCCCCAAAGGACUUCGGUUGGAAGGGAACACCUGCGUGGAUGUAAAUGAAUGCCUCCUUCGGAAUGGUCAUGGCCCAUGUCAGGACUUUUGUCACAAUACUCAUGGAUCGUGGUUCUGCAGUUGUCGUCCUGAAGCAAAAUUAGCUGAAGAUGGGCAAAGUUGUGAAUUUUUAGAUCAAUGCACAAUUAAUAAUGGAAAUUGUUCCCACACCUGCCACUCUCUGAUGGGAACGGCUUUCUGUGACUGCCCUGAUGGUUGGAAGCUUGGAGAUGAUGCCAAAAAUUGCCAGGAUAUCAAUGAAUGCGAUGAAACGGAAGGAGAGGGAAGAGUUUGUGCAUAUGAGUGCGUGAAUACCAUCGGAAGUUAUCAGUGUGUGGAAAAUUUAAACAGCAAUGAACCUCCGGAAGAUACCCAAAUCCUCAUGACAACCUGCCCAGUGGGAUUCACGUUCAAUUCAGCCACGAGAGAGUGUGAAGACGUUGACGAAUGUCGUGAGGACAAUGGGGGGUGUCAUCAAAAAUGCACCAACACCAUGGGGAGCUUUUACUGCUCGUGUCAGCCCAACUUUAUUUUUGCCGACGACAAAAUCACGUGCAGAGCACUCGAAGUGGGUAGCAGUGCCACCCUCGGCGUCUCUUGUCCGCCCCUCUUUCCACCACGACACGGCUACCUAGAGUGCAGUCGCUCUGGGGAUGGGAGAAGCGACACGGAGGAUGUUCAGGAGACGACACGAGUUACAAAUUCCCCCGGAAGCGUCUGCAUUCUACGCUGUCCAGGUGGAUUUCGGGUCUCCGGGAGAUUUUCCGUGGAAUGCAAUGAUCAGGGUAGCUGGAGCGGGGACCAGGAUGGCGUGUGCAUCAAAUAUCCAGCACCACAUCUCAUCUGUCCACCUGAUAUGCUGGUGGAAGUUCCUCCAGGGGAUGAUGCAGCCACAGUUGAGGUAACUCCGAGAACAGACACAUCUGUUGUGGAGAGCCUUCCCGGCUGGGUGCUGGCACAGAGCGGGAAAUUGCGCCUUCACGUUGGUACCAUCAACAUCACGUACAUCGCUAGGCAUCCCAUAUCGCGCAUUUCCGUCUCCUGCAGUUUUUCCGUCACUGUUCUCGACGGACAACCACCCUCUGUGACAUCCUGUCCAGCAGCACAGAGGCACAUGCUGGACGACAACUCGAGCAGCAUCCCCGUUACAUGGUCAGAACCAUCUUUCGCGGACAACGUCAACGUGUCAGAUGUCACGAGAACAAAUAUUCCUGGAAAUUUCUUCGGCGUUGGCAGCCAUUUGGUGACCUACACAGCUCACGAUAAAGCAGGUUGGAGCACAAAAUGCAGCUUCAAAAUUGUCAUUGUGAGCUCAAUGAGGCGCCUCCAGCAGCAAUUUGUACGCUCGCAACUCCCCAAGUACCACGAACUGUACUGAGAAAAGUGAGUGUGCGAUAGUUUGUUCAAACCUAUGUGAUAGAUUAAAAUCUCCAUCUCAUCCUCCCUCCCCCAUGCGCGCCAUUUCUUCAUGCAAAACAUGUACAAAAAAAAGAAUAAGAAAGAAAAAAACAAUGCUGUAUCAUUCAUUAGUAACUUUUAUUCACAAAUUCAUAUCCCUUCUUUCACAGAGAGAGAAAAUAAAUGAAGAAAAAAAUGAAGAAAAGAAGAAAUUUUCAACUCCAAUAAGAUGAAAAAAAAAUGAGUAUUUUGCUCUUUUUUUUAGUUUCUUUUUUCUUCCUCCCCAAAUUAGAGAUAAAAGAAAUUUAACUACUAAAAUAAAUGAUAGAAAUAUAGAUUAAUUAGAUAAGGUAUGAUGUGGCACCUGCUGCAAAAGAAGAACUCGUGAGUUAAGGAUAUAUUCGUAUAUAUAGUAAUAAAAACAUGGCUAAGAGUGUGCGCGUAAUUGCCAAAAAAAAAGAUAAAUUCAUUGUAAAAUGCAAUAUCAAUGAGAACUCAUUGCGGAGGUAGAUAUUUUUGCCAGCAGAAGCUUUAUCUCAAGAAUAUUUGCCCCUCAAUUCCAUCUUCCAUGCUGGAAAUGGGUGUGAGGAAAAGCCCAGCGAUGGUAGUGCCGGAAAGGACCUAAAAGAAAAACAAAGAAAAUGUGAAAAAUCCAUUUAAAUACUUCCAAGAAAUCUAUUAAUAAUUCAGCAAAAUAAAUCAGAAAUGUUCUUUUUUUUAUUUCGUACAGUAAAGUGGGGUGAAUAGGAGCAAAACAGGGUUGAUUUAUUGCAAAUUUUGAGGAAGAACUUGAAAUUGAGAUGGAGGCGCCUGGUAAUUACUGACGCGUCCACUAAACAUAAAAAUUAGCUUGAAAUGGUUGGCUAAAAAUCAGCUAAAAUUCAGGAUAAGAAACACCUGGUUCUACCUGGCGCCUCCACUGUAGUUCUAAAUUAGCUCGCAGAAUCCAAAUAGAAGAGCCAAGAACAACCAGGCGCCUCCAUUUGGCUUAAAAAUGAAAUUGACAAAGUGAUGAAGACGUUUAGUUUUCAAUUUUGAAUACAAAUUAGCUGUUGGAUUAAGAUGGAGGCGCCUAGUUCUUCUCAGCGUUCUCAAAUUUAGUUCUAAAGCAGUUCUAAAUUAAACCAGAUUACCCGGCGUUUCCACUACAAUUCAAAAUUUUCUCAAAAUUCAUAUGGAAACGCCUAAUUUUCAGUUUAAGGUGAAAAUUAGCAUGAAAUUGCAGGUAUGCUAAGCUCUAGUAUCACCAGGCGCCUCCAUAUUAUUUAAAAAUAAGUUCUAAAUCAAUAUGGAGACGACUAUUGCUCAAUUUUUUAUUCUAAAUUGAUGAAAGAGCAUUUGAAUUUACCCGGCCCCUUAAUUUGAGCUAAAACUGAACUCUAGAUCAAGAUUGAGUGGCGCUUAGUACUCAAUUUCAGUUCUAAAUCUGUACUAAAUUGAAGUGGAAGCGCCUGAGUUCUACCCGGCGCCUUCAAUUGAGCUAAAACUGAGCUUUAACUCAAGAUGAAGACUUUUGGUUCUAAAUUUUUGUUCUAAAUCUGUUCUAAAUUCAAUUCGAAGCCCCCAAUUCUUCCGGAUGCCUUCUUUUUAAUCAAAUUCAGUGCUAAUUUAAACCUUCAGAAUAAAUAGGUAUUUUAUUUUACUAAUUAAAUUAAAUUUUAAAUUUAUUUUGAAACUGAUUAAAAGUAUUUUUAGCUUAUUAAAUAAAACAUAUCACAAUAAUUCAUUAAUUUUUAAUGAAUUCCAAUAACUUAAUUUAUUUAAAGAAAAAAAAUUUUUCUCUUGAAUUUCUGCCAAAUAGCACAAAUCGUUUGGCCUCCCAAAAAUACAUUUUAGCUACUUAUUUAUUAACCCCUUUUGCAUGCAAAACUUUCAUUUUUUAUGAUCUCUGCAAAACGGUGCAAGAAAAAAGGUGCAGGCAAUGAGUUUCACAUCAUCCCCGCGCAAAAAAAGGAAGAAAUUGUUUAAGAAAUUCUCAUCUUGCUUGAUAAAUUGGUCCAUUUUUUGUACUUCCGCGCAUGCAAAAGUUUCACAAACUUUCCCUCCGCUUUGAGGGGCAGGGAGACUACCCUCAGACACGCUCUUGCUGGGCUUACAACUUGCUAAACAAUUGAUAUUCAGCGAGUGUCGGUGCAUUUGUUGAAUUUUUUUUAUUCACAAAACUCGCUUCUUGUGCUGUGGGAAGAGGGGGGGAGCAUUUUCACCCCGCGCGUACCCUCGUUGAACUUUUUCAUCAUCACAUGAAAGUUGGCAGGCGAUUAAGUAAUUAAAAUUUAAGAUCUUCGGUAAUUGUGCAAAAAUGCAGAUUUUUCACUUUACCCACGAACUUUCUGGGAAAGUGUUUUGCAUUUCCCUCUCCCCUCCCCCCUCUUUCCAUGCAGCUUUUCCUUUUUUCUUCUCAAUUUUUUUUUCUUUUGAAUCGUGGAGUGAAAGUUCCCACGCUCUUUGGGGCCGGGGUUGGGUGGAUUCGAUUAAAAAGGGGUUGUGGGUGGAGGGGAGAAUGUGCACCAAUCGCUGCUAAAGCUUCUCCUAAAAGGACAAUAAACUAUUAAGAGGAGAGAAGAAAAAGCUUUCCCGGAAAACUUACAGAAAUUCUUUGGGGAAUCUAAAGUGGAGUUUUCUGCCUCCGAAUGAGUUUUGAAAGGAAUUUUUAUGUUCAAAGAGUGGGAAUAAUUGUGGAGAAAUUCUUGUUUUUCAAUAGUUCCAAAAGGGGGUUGUCAUUGAGGCUAUUAACGUACCAAGAUUGCAAUUUGUUUAAGAAUAUUUUAAGAAAGAAAAUUUAAAAUGAUUUUUAAGGGAAAUAAGGAAUUUUUAACUUUCUUCUUUAAGAGAAUCGACUCCAAAAUUUUGAAAUUCCCACCAAAAUUUCACCGUUGAAAGCUCUGAAAAUUCAGUUAAUUUUUGAAAUUUAACCGACAACCCCCUGGCUAUAAUUUAUGUGCGUGAAAGAAGGGUGUGACCCAUUUAAUGUAAAAUUGUCUAGAAGGAAAAUAAAGACACCUUUUUGGAUAAAAGAAA